GAAUGGCAGUAGUCAAUGAAAGACCACUGAGAAGGAGGACUUGAGUAAACAACAUGGAUCAACCCACGGGUACCAGCGAGCCUUAUAUAUUCGUUGUGAGAUACACCGAGAAAGACCCCUCUGGUUCAGUACCUGAACGAUCAUCCACUUCCCAGCCUUCUCAGUCGGUGCUUCCGUGACAUAGUACAAAGUAUCCACUUACAACAUUGCAGCCAAGCAGCCAGAAAAGAAUCUGUCAGAUCAUUCAGCAAUAUCUACAACCUUGAUGGCAUCUUUUUCUCGGAGAUCUAUCCCAGAAUCAAGGUAUUGGUAAAAGAUAGUUCCUUCUGUACGUCUUCCAAAAGCUUGGAGCGCUGCAUCACAGAAAAGUCUUCAAGAAAUUGGUCGACAAGCCGGCAGCCAAGACAAAGCUAGAAUCUAUCGAAGGUGGGAUACCACCCUCUCAGCAGCUGUCAUCGUCUCGAUCGUCUCCAAAGAUUUCCUUUCUGUGCUUCCCACACGUUACUUCCCCGAGGAAGGUUGAUGCCAUCGGACAAGGGAGCUGGCAUGCCGACACCUUGAUGGCUACUCAAGCAUUUGAAUUGUCUCGGCGCUUGGCGCUUGGCGGACAAUUGCCUCUUCUUCAACUCCACUAGAGCAGGGAACGGCCGAAGGUGUCGCUUGGCAGCCAAUUGAAUUACGAUCUGUGAUGUUUUGGUGGAGGGUUCAUCUAUCAGGGUUGUGGGCGGGCGAGUUGAAAAGCUCAGCGGUCAAAAAACCCGCUCGCUUGGCGAGCAUAUGCCCAGAGAACGUGGAUGUGAGAUUUACGCCGGGAGGGGCCAAUGAUGGGAUGGGAUUAGUUCCUUUUGCUUAUGAUCUCUUUCGUGCAGGAUGUGGGUUUGUUUGCUCGGGGGUAUAAGGUAUCCGAGGUUGCUGUCGACCAAGCCACCACCGCCAUCAUCCUUCAUCGCAUUUUGACGCAGCCAAACUUCACGAUCAUGACUUUACGAAAUAUCUUUGUAUUUGCUGGAUUGGCCACGUGCGCGGUGGCACAGACUACUUUCACUUUGUCAGGUUGUCAUAGCCAUGAUGGACAGGAAUACUGUUACCUCCCGAACGGAUCUGAAGUACCCUUCACACGAACGGGAACAACAGCUACUGCCACUACUGCGCCUGUGACUACAGCGCCAGCCUCUGCAGAUGCGAGCCAAACGUCUGUUGCAAUUCCAGCAUCAGUAACAGCAUGCCAUACUCACGAUGGUGGCGCACAGUACUGUCAAGCGAGUGGAACUGAAUAUGAGGUCCUCGAGACUCCAGCCAUUACUCCCCUCCCAGAAUCGUACAGCGACUGUCACGGCCAUGGAGGUGGCUCAAUAUACUGUAUAGCAUCAGAUGGAUCAGAAGUCUCCAUCGCCCUCGAGGGCUCAGAACAUACAGAUGAGGCUGGCCACGGGGAGGGAGAUCACGACCAUGACGCUGAGGCUGAGGGCGAGACUUCGAAAGGGAAUUGCCACUUUCACGGAACCGUUGAGCACUGUACUGGAGGAUCCUCCUCUCCAGCUACCUGCGAACGUGUCGAUCGAGAUUACAAUACAGGACUGAGAAUUGGGCUUAUCUUUGUUAUUCUUGUAACAAGCGGUUUCGCUGUCUUUGCGCCGAUGAUCAUCGAACGAUUCAGUAAAAUGACACUCAACAGCAUUCUAUUCACCAUCCUCAAGCAAUUCGGCACUGGCAUCAUCAUCUCGACAGCAUUUGUUCAUCUCCUCUCCCAUGCUGAAAUGCAAUUCGCGAACGAAUGUCUCGGACCUCUCAUGUACGAAGGGACCACCACAGCCAUUGCAAUGGCAGGAGUGAUGCUUUCUUUCCUUGUUGAAUACAUCGGUAAUCGACUUGUGGCAAGAAGAAACGCAGGUGCUAUCACUCCUGUAGAUUCGGAGCAGUUAUCCGAGACCUCUCCGAAAGGAAGCACACAUGCCGCUCCCAUCGCUCCAGAUACAUAUAUCGCCGCGCUUGGACAUGCACACUCCAACAACAUGCAUCCAGACAGCCAUUUCAGCGUUGCAGUCAUGGAGUCAGGCAUUGUGUUCCACUCUAUCCUAAUCGGCAUAACCCUCAACGUAACACCCAACUCCUACUACACCACCCUCUUCAUCGUCAUCCUCUUCCACCAAAUGUUCGAAGGCCUCGCACUCGGAACCCGAAUCGCCGCCCUCAAAUCCUCAACAUCGUUCCUAACCAAGGUCCUCAUGGCGGGUAUUUUCACGCUCAUCACUCCCAUCGGGAUGGCCAUCGGUGUAGGCGUCUUGCAGCACUUCAAUGGCAAUGAUCCUGCGACGAUCGUGGCGAUUGGUACGUUGGAUGCGUUGAGUGCGGGUAUUCUGUUAUGGGUUGGGCUGGUGGAGAUGUUGGCGCAUGAUUGGAUGGGGGGUGAUAUGGCGAGGGCGGGGUGGGUGAAGGCGCUUGUUGGGGGGGUCAGUCUUGUUGCUGGGUUGAUACUUAUGAGUGUUUUGGGCAAGUGGGCGUGAGCAGCUUAAUCUUGGAUAUUUUGACGCAAGAUAUCGAUUAUGUCCUGGGGUCGCGAUCGAACAUGGCCAAUGGGUGCUCUACAAAUUUAGUUUGAAGGCAAAGCUACAGCUACAAGCUGCAUCCAUUCUUGAAAUGCCGUUGAAAGCUAACCUUGAGGUUCCAUACUUGAUAAAGAAGGACGGCCACUCAAUACCAUUGUCUUCCCAGCGCCCCGACCUUCCACAAGCAGAAAAUGAAAGCCGUGUCAAACAAAGAAACACAGUUCCAAUACUUCC
Cadophora gregata is the source of this 2780-nucleotide messenger RNA. RefSeq lists its product as uncharacterized. Gene Ontology annotation, cellular component: plasma membrane. The transcript has 9 exons. Bases 852 to 2504 code for a protein of 550 amino acids. NCBI's taxonomy places the organism in Eukaryota, Fungi, Ascomycota, Leotiomycetes, Helotiales, Ploettnerulaceae. Gene Ontology annotation, biological process: zinc ion transmembrane transport. Gene Ontology annotation, molecular function: zinc ion transmembrane transporter activity. The record is from RefSeq and is a predicted model, not a curated record.